AUGGUGACUACAAAAUUUGAGGUUGCGUCGACAUUAGCUGAGCUUAGCCAAGAUACUGAAAACUUGUUUGAAGAGAAACCCACAAGUUUAACACCAGAAGAGGAAGAGAAAGAAGCUGAGCGUGAGGAUGUGGCUGUUUUGGCGUUGAUACGACUAAGCCAAACUCAUCCAAAACAACACAACAAGAGGAUGAAAGCUGAUGAAAGUCAGCUACAUAACAAGAGGAUGAAAGCUGAUGAAAUUCAGCCUCGAGAGGCGAUUAUUGCCGGGCAAGCUGUUAAAAGACAGCGGGAAAGGAGGAAGCAAGACAAUUCCGAAGAAACCCUAAGGAUAAUGGUCGAGUGGAACGAAAUUAAGCCGGAGAAGCCUCCCUUCGUCCGUGACCUCAACGCCGUGGGGGUUUGCAGCGAACCGGUAAGGAAACAGCUGACGAAGAGCGACGUGUUGAAUGAUCAGUGCAGGCUUAUGUUAGGGAAGAAGGAAGUGAAGAAGAUGAUGCUUCAUGUAUUGGGACAUUCAGGGCGAGUUGGGACUAACGGGAUUGAGGUUUUGGUGCAUGGACCAGACGGUGAGGUUCACACGAUGGUGUUCAAGAUGUGGGCGGACACUCCUGUGUUGGCAGGUGUCGGGUGGAAGAAAUUCGUGGGAGGUUAUGGGCUCGAGAUGAAUUCUGAUUUUCUCACUAUUUGGAUGUUUAAGCACAGUGAGACUCAGCAGAUUUGCUUUGCUAUUGAUGUCACUAGGUUUCCUGUUCAGUACCCGUUAAGUAGUACCAUCAAGGCUGCCUUGCAGAACUAA
Thlaspi arvense is the source of this 798-nucleotide messenger RNA. NCBI's taxonomy places the organism in Eukaryota, Viridiplantae, Streptophyta, Magnoliopsida, Brassicales, Brassicaceae. The record is from the annotation of a GenBank genome assembly.